Molecule: messenger RNA, 3753 nt
Organism: Lampris incognitus (smalleye Pacific opah)
Lineage: Eukaryota; Metazoa; Chordata; Actinopteri; Lampriformes; Lampridae
Gene: nkrf
Product: NFKB repressing factor
Exons: 3
Coding region: 658-3033 (791 amino acids)
Cellular component (GO): nucleoplasm; nucleolus
Molecular function (GO): nucleic acid binding
Source: RefSeq, a predicted model, not a curated record
GGGAUACUUUUACAGAGGCUUGUUUUUUGUCAAGAUUGUUUUAACCGAGCGUGUGUGGCAUCCCCUUGCAUCAUCUCUCAAAUCGAUCCCUGAUUAUAAUUUGGCGAAAUUGUUCUCUGAUUUAAAAAAAAACAACAACCUUGAGUGGCAAUCGACAGCUGAGUUGUAAGGUGAUGCUCGGUUAUAGCUGAGGUUACGUGCAGACACUGAGAUGUGAGCAAUUGAAACGCCGAGCAAAGCAUCAUGGGCUGGUGCGCUGUCGGGCGCCAUGAUUCUCGUAGUUAGUUGGACAGAAAAUGGACGCUUUUGCGAAGUUGACGAGAUGUUUGAAGCUUCCAAGACGUUCCGUAUUAUAUUUCGACAGUACGUCUCUGUUAUAACCACAUAGCAUGCGAAAGUUCGUAUCGGCUUUGACUCGCUGCUGACAGACAUAGAGAAGUAAAUAAGCAACGCUGUUGACUCGUCGCCGAGGGCGGGCUUGACGCUGCUAACACGGCUAACUUAAGCUAACGCUAAAGCUAGCGCCUGGGCGCUUGUUAGCAAGCUAAUAGUAGCCGACUGCUCACAGAAACAACCGCAUAGUUUAAUUUUAAGCUCAACCAGUACAGAAAGACUAGCCGGACCAGGGUCUAUGCCUUAAGGUAUGGCCCGAAUCUGAUGUGGAAGGUGCUGGUGAUGGCAGAAGGGACUGACAUAGGCGAAAUGCCCUCCUUUGACCCGAUACCAAGUUUUGAAGCUAAAAAGAGACCUAAUUCAUCGGAUGGCAGAGGAGAGCCAAUGAGGAAGAUGCCUGUAUCAAAAUUUGGUUCCAAACCGCGAUUUGAGCCCGUGCACUUUGUCAGUGGUGGUAGCAGUGGAGGGUCUGGCACUGACGAGAAAGAAAAUGAUAAGGAGCGCAGGAGGAGUGAGACCUAUGCUGUAAGACAGUGGGAGUCUGAACACACUUCAUACAGCAGCAGUAGAAGCCAAGGCUCCUCCUCUACACGACCUGCUUUUGACAGAGGGCAGUCAUACGGUUCUGACUCUUGGGGUUCCUAUAGGGAAAGAGACAGGGAAAGAGACAGAGGCAUAUCCUCAGGUAGUACAAGUGGCUUUGGUUAUGGAGGCAGGGCAUCCGCCUCAAACUUCAUGGCAAAAACCCAACAGGACUACACAGCCAAAUAUGAAGCACACAGCUCUCGGAAUGCAGAUUCCUACUCACAGCCCAGCAGGUUUGAUGGAUAUGGAGGAGGGAAAAGAUCAGGUGGCUGGGAUUCAGGACGGCAGGGCUUAAGCUACGGUAGUCAUCAGGACAGGCCCUCCUCCAGCAGGCCUUUCAGCAGAGUUUACAACAGCCCAGGCAGGAGCAAUCCUGCCUUUCCGUCAGGGUCUUCGUCGCAGCCUCUCCCCAUAUCUCAGGCAACCCUGGAGGAGAAGCAGAGGCUGAUCACCAAUGUGGCAUCUGCACUGGCUGUGUCUUUCAGAGACCCCAUGUUCAUGACUGGAACAGACUCGCCAAACUACAAUUUCAUGUUGAGCCGCAGCAUCCAAGCCUGCAAGACCAACCCUGAGUAUAUUUAUGUCAACCUGAAAGAUAUUCCUCAAGCCGACCUGCCGAAGAACAGGAAAGUACCGACAGAUGGCUAUGCCUGUGAACUGAGAUGUCAGUGUGUAUAUCUUGCCACUGGCUACUCUGGCAGCAAAAAUGGGGCCAGAGACCGUGCCUCUGAACAGGCUGUCAAACUCUUUUUGAAACCAGUUGAGGUCCGUAUUGUGCAGCGCAAAUAUAGACAGUCAAUUGUCAAUGACCUUGUGGUAUGUCAGAUGCAUAGCCCUACCCCAGCCUUCUUGCCUGCACUUCGCAAUCCGGAGGAUAAACCGACACCCAGCUCAAAGGGCCAAUAUGAGCCAGACAAAAGAAAACACUGGACUGAGUUUGUAGUUGUAGACAACGCUCACGAUGCCAUCUGCAUACUAAACAACUCUGCCGCCUUUAAUCGUAUGAAGAUUGACUACAAGUUUGACAUAGUGCCAAACAGCAGUAUGUGGCUAUGUAGUGUUUUCUUGCAGGGUGAGCUGGUAGCGCAGGCUAGAGGCACUAAGAAGAGUUCAAAGCAUGCAGCAGCUGAAGAGGCAGUGAGGAAACUUCGCAUGAACCAGGCAGCACGGCAGCAACAACAGCAGCAGCAGCAGCAGCAGCAACAACAACAAUCACAUUAUUCCAGAGGAAAUUAUCAAUCAGAUUCUUCUAGUGGCCGCUUUGGACAACAGGGUACUAGGAAAAAGCACUUGAGUGAGUUGGUGAUACUGGAAAACUCUGAUAAUGCCAUAUGUAUUAUUAAUGACACUGCUCAGUUUAAUAAAGUAGCUGCUGAUUACAAGUUCACGGUGUUACCUGACCAUCGAUGGAGGUGUGAAGUUUACCUCGAGGGCCAGUAUGUGGCAGCGGGUAUCGGGCCUAAGAAAAGUGUGAAACACAUUGCAGCAGAAGAGGCUUUAGCCACAUUGAGACAGACACAGGCUGUGGUGAAAUCCAACCUCAGGAAGGAGGGUCACACUGACGCUAUAUCUCGUUACCAGAUCUUGGCUCGCUCUGGCGAGGAGGCUACAAAGCAAGAGAUUAAAGAGGACAACAUUGGAAACCAACUGCUCCGCAAGAUGGGCUGGAAGGGUGGCGGUUUAGGUCGAGAUGGGGACGGCAUUGCAGAGCCAAUUAAAGUCAAGGAACAGUUCUCCAGAGAAGGACUGGGGAUGGACAUGGAUAAGCCUGGAAAUCAGCUCAGCAAGCGUGACAUUGAGGAAAUCAUCCGAAACUAUGCCAGUUCAGAGCGUCAGGAUGAUUUGCGCUUCUCUACUGAUCUCACCAAUGAUGAACGCAAGCAGAUACAUCAGAUCUCUCAAAAAUAUGGCCUGCGGAGCAAGUCGUAUGGACAGGGCAGGCAACGGUUUCUUGUCGUCAGUCGUAAAGUACAUAAAGACCAGCUCAUUGGUCAGCUGUUACAAGAGGGGCAGGUGGGACGUUAUGAGCUGGUAAAACCUCAGGCCUCUCACUGAUUUGCAUGCAGAGCUCUCAAAAACUCACUGGCUUGGACCUAAGAACAGAAAACACAAGUAUAAAAAGUAUUGUUAAUACUUUUGUGAGACAAAUGUACAUCAGUAGGUCAUUUUUGGGACACACUUCAAUGGUUUCUGCAUUCCUUUGCCAUUAAAAUAUAGUUAUAAGUAUAUUUAGCAUCAGCAGGGGCUUUUGGAUAAGAAGUCAUUUUUUUAACAUCUUUUGUUCCUUCCAUUCCGCAAGUCCCGUUUGGUUCACUCACACAAGAUUUUGUGUGCUUUGUGCUAUCCUAUCUUGUCCUGAUAAUGUUUGUUAAUUCUUAAUUAAAAUGAGGUGUUUGUUGUCAAAAUUCACUUUUUCCUUAAGUGUUAACUUGGCUACAAAAUGAACUGGGCUGAAUGUGCAUCUUUUUCCAAUUAUGGCUUCAUGUCAUGGACACCGACACAUCAGACAGCACGGCAACAUCUGAUCUGCUCAUACCAGUUGCACUGUAUUGAUAAAUAUUUCUUCCACAGGACUACUUGCAAUGUUUGCUGUCAUAGCUGCAGAUGAUUCUAAAAGUUAACGUUGGCAUCAUGAGUGGAAAUACAACCUUCACAUGAAAAAAGUGUGUUAAGCUGUGAUCUUUGUUAAAUGUCAGAUGUAUUGGUUUAUGUGGAUACAGUAAUCUUGUCUGCUUGUUUUCACAGCUGUAAUAACUGAAUAAAUUAAAACCAUUC